Corapipo altera (White-ruffed manakin) is the source of this 786-nucleotide messenger RNA. It is a transcript of the gene MAP1LC3C, whose product is annotated as microtubule associated protein 1 light chain 3 gamma. Lineage: Eukaryota; Metazoa; Chordata; Aves; Passeriformes; Pipridae. Gene Ontology annotation, molecular function: ubiquitin protein ligase binding. The record is from RefSeq and is a predicted model, not a curated record. Gene Ontology annotation, biological process: cellular response to nitrogen starvation; autophagosome assembly; macroautophagy. The transcript is spliced from 4 exons. Bases 57 to 488 code for a protein of 143 amino acids. Gene Ontology annotation, cellular component: autophagosome membrane; autophagosome; cytosol.
GUGGCCGCAGCAGGAUUGGGACUGGCGGCGGGAGGGAGGAAGAAAGGAAAGGGAGGAUGCAGGCGGCGCCCGGGGCCAUGGCGGCCCGGCCCUUCAAGCUGAGGAAGAGUUUCGCCACCCGCCUGGAAGAAGUAGCAGGAAUCCGGGCGAAGUUCCCAACAAAAAUCCCGGUGAUUGUUGAGCGAUACCAUAAAGAGAAAUACCUUCCUCUCCUGGACAAAACCAAGUUUCUGGUUCCCGAGGAGCUGACCAUGACACAGUUCAUAACCAUCAUCAGAAGCAGGAUGGCUCUAACUGCUACACAAGCUUUCUACCUGCUGGUGAACAACAAAAGCCUGGCCAGUAUGUCUUUGACAAUGGCAGAAGUGUACAGGGACUACAAAGAUGAAGAUGGCUUUGUAUAUAUGACCUAUGCUUCCCAGGAGAUGUUUGGAUGCUUUUUGACCACUGCUCAAGGGAAAACUAUGGAAUGUUUUCAGAAAACUUAAGGUUGGGUCCAUGUGCUGCAGCAAAGCAGUUUGCUAUGAAUCGUGCCUGUGACAUGAACCUUGGAGAUGCUCCUUCCACUGUGAGCUCUUGAGCUUUGUAGUGAGGAGUUAUGACCCAAAAGCUGGCAGGACCAGCUUAAGGCAGAAAAGGUGGUACACUCUUCCUAGGUAAUCAUUUGGAUAUAUAUUUUUAUAUUUCAAGACACUAUGGGUUUUUUUUUUUUGAACUGCACCUCCACUUUUUUGCAAUAUCAAUCUUUGUUGUGUAACUGAUUUUUAAGGUGCCCUUGAAGCCAAG